AUGGGACUCGGUAUCCUGGAAGACAAGGUCCUUGACCAUGUUCCUGGGACAACGCGAUACUUUGAUAAUCCGGACAUACCGCAAACAGCUGCUACGGUGGAUGCGAGGGGAUUGAAAUGCGACAGAAGCGGUCCUAUUCCUAUCAUACUGCACCCGCAACCCUCCGACGACCCAAACGAUCCCCUGAACUGGCCAUUAUGGAGGCGCGACCUUAUCACGUUCAUCCUCUCAGUAACAGCCAUUUUUGCGACAGCGCUGGGUCCGAUAUUAGCGGCUAAUACUCUCACGCUGUCUUUCUACUUCACAUUGGACUUCACAUGGAUUGCCAUCCUAACCGGGUAUUUCCUGCUUGGAGUUGGCUUCGCCGGCAUGUUCUUUGUCCCAUCAAGCAGGAUCUGGGGCAAGAGGCAUGCCUUUUUAUUCGGCGCCGUGCUAGUUAUAGCAUCUAGUGCUUGGGCAGGUGCAGUUGGGAGGAGGAAGGAUUAUACAAGUCUGCUUUGGUCCAGAAUCAUCCAAGGGGUGGGCACAGCACCUUUUGAGUCGCUUAUCAAUGCUGCCGUGGGAGAUUUGUACUUUGUGCAUCAACGAGGUGCGCGCAUGGCCUUCACCAACUUGGCAGUGUUUGGCGGUGCCUUCUUUACCCCUAUUGUCGUGGGGAAAAUCACCCACACGAUUGGUUGGUGGUGGACCUUCUAUCUGGUCUCCAUCUUCAGCGCUGUGUGCCUCUUCGCCAUCAUCUUCUGCUGUCCCGAAACAGCCUUCAGGCGUGAUGUAGCCCUGAACACGGAUACUACAGCAUCUGGGGGCCAGGAGCUUCACAACCAGCCCACCAAGGAAACAAAGGGCACUCCAAAGAAUAUGGCUACCAUCAGUAGAGCCAAGAAAACAUACUGGCAAUCGCUGGCUCCGUUUGAUGGUCGAAAGACCGACGAGAACUUCCUCAAGCUGCUCUUCCGGCCGUUCCCACUUUUCUUCCAGCCGGCGUUCCUGUGGGCUUGCUUGAUACAAGGCGCAUUGAUCGGUUGGACGGUCUUUAUUGGCGUCGUUCUUGCAGCCAUAUUCUUGGGACCACCGCUAUUUUGGGACGAGGUCGCGACUGGUUAUGCUUAUGUCGGGCCGUUCAUUGGUGCUCUACUCGGUUUCUUGAUAGCCGGAUUCCUCUCAGAUUGGAGCGCCAAGUACCUGACGAAACGCAACGGCGGUGUCUACGAGCCAGAGUUCCGAAUACUCCUUGUGAUUCCACAGCUCAUCUUCGGGUGCAUGGGCCUGUACGGCUUUGCCAUUACAAGUGAAGGCACGCUGGCAGGCGAGUAUCAUUGGGCUGUGCCUAUCAUGUUUUUCGGGUUCGAGGUCUGUGGUAUGGUCAUUGGAGCCGUGGCUAGCUCUCUGUACAUCGUUGAUGCUUACCGCGACCUAGCAGUCGAAGGUUUUACAUGCUUAAUCAUUUUCAAGAACAUGUUUAGCUUCGCGCUCACGUUCAAAGCAUAUGGCUGGCUCGUCCAUGGAGGUAUUAAGAAAACAUUUCUGAUCCUCGCUUCAGUGCAGCUCGUGAUUUGCUUACUGAGCAUUCCAAUGUACAUAUUUGGCAAGAGGAACCGCAGUUUUUUCCACCGGCAUGAUUUACUCAAGCUGACCGGCCUGAGAUAG
Molecule: messenger RNA, 1647 nt
Organism: Truncatella angustata
Lineage: Eukaryota; Fungi; Ascomycota; Sordariomycetes; Amphisphaeriales; Sporocadaceae
Product: major facilitator superfamily transporter
Exons: 6
Coding region: 1-1647 (548 amino acids)
Biological process (GO): transmembrane transport
Molecular function (GO): transmembrane transporter activity
Source: RefSeq, a predicted model, not a curated record